AUGCCUGGAUCUUGUUUCAAAGUUCUAGGUCGACUAAACCCGGCAAAAGGCUUACAUAUUGUUCAGCUCAAAGAAAUUGAACCGGAAAUUACCUUUGUUGCAUCACCUGGAUUAGAAUCAUCGGCGACCGGUCCCAAAGCACAAGUUGAAAGUAUGUUGUCACAAUAAAAGAAAAAGUCAAAUAUAAUUCGAAGCAUUUCAUUUAAUACAAGAUUUAGUCCAUAGUUCAUCUAGACUCUAGAAACAGUGCUAUUUAGGGAAGCAACGCUGACGAUUAAUCGUUCACAGUUUCACCUCUUGAAACCGGUGAAACGGUGGACCGAGCCCCGGUCAGGGCGGUGAAACGGUGAACGAUUAAUCGUCACCGUUGCAUCCCUAUUUUUUACUUACAAUCUCCUGAAUAUCAGUAAGCUACUUCGAGCACUGCUAAGUCUCACGUCAGCUUCCACUAGUUACUGUUUGGUCGAUCUAACCGAUUGACCGGCACAUCGAUGGACCGGGCCCCGGUCCACCGGUGCGCCGCUCCACCGUUUCACCGGUCUCAAGCGGUGAAACGGUGACGGUGGAACGGUUUUUGAUCGUCACCGUUGCAUCCCUAGUGCUAUUAGACAAGGAUAUAAGUAUCAACGAUAUGUUCGAACGUCCUUGCACAAUACGCAUAUAUCUUUCACUUAAAAGAAAGCAUUAUAUUUUUAAGAGUUCUCUAGAAGUUGUUUGAAGAAUUUAUUUUACAGUAUAUCCCAUAAUGAUUAUCUUCAAAUCACGCUAAAAUGAUAGACUUGCGGAUUUUUAUGCAUUGAUCAAUUCUUAUAAAAAAGCUGUUAGCGCAAUCCCUGUGGGAUUAAAAUGUGAAGCACUAUCUAUCUAUAGUUGCUAAUUCCCUAAAAAAUCUUCUUUUUAUGUAUAUCUGGAUAUAGUUCGGAUUGAAUCAAACGAAGUCUAUAAGACUGUGACGUUACUUGCAUCUAAGCACGAUUCACGAGUACUUUGCCUUAUUCACUUCCGAACUUUUUUGUGAAACACGAUCUAAAAGAGAGUGUUGAAGUAUAUAGGGGUAAAAAUUUGCGCCCACUACCCCCCCUCCCUCCCCCCCCCCCCCCCCCCCGCCGCCCGCACGUCCACGCGCCCGUCCCCCCCCCCCCCGGCCCCGCCCCACCUGCCCCCGCACGCC
Messenger RNA from Rotaria sp. Silwood2, 1171 nucleotides. Lineage: Eukaryota; Metazoa; Rotifera; Eurotatoria; Philodinida; Philodinidae. The record is from the annotation of a GenBank genome assembly.